This is a messenger RNA of Lepisosteus oculatus (spotted gar), 7109 nucleotides long. The record is from RefSeq and is a predicted model, not a curated record. NCBI's taxonomy places the organism in Eukaryota, Metazoa, Chordata, Actinopteri, Semionotiformes, Lepisosteidae.
GGGGAAGCUGAGGACUGUGCGGCCGCGCCUCCCCGCCUGGUUGAUCAGAUUUAAACUUUUUUAUAUAUAAAUGAAUGUCCAUGGCUUUUGUCUCACAAUUCAGACGGGGAGCUGUACGUUUUGAGAUUGUUACACGGUGGUAGAGGGCCUGGGUGAUGCACAGGCUUCUCCAUUAGCUGGUGGGGAAAGAAGGUACAAAGACAGACACCCCUCCUCUGGAAAAGAGGAAAGCCGUGGGCCGGGAGGCGUGGAGCUGUGGCGUCGCGUUUUGUUCCCCAGCACGGCUGCGCGAGCCCGAGAGCGCGCCUCUCCGUCGAGCCCGAGCGACCAGCGGAGCUGAACUUGUUGUCUCAGGAGAGAGAGAGAGAGAAAACACCGCGGCGGAGCUGCCGAUUCUGUGGGUUGCGAUUUUGACAUACACCGUCCGGUGAGAGCUGGGAGACAAACGCGAUCCCCGCUCCGGAGUUAAAGUCACCUGGGAACUUUUGUUUGCCCCAGCCUGGGUCUUGUUUCCAUAAACCCGGAGGGGUCGAAAACACGCGAGCGGCUCUCGGGUUGGGUUUUGGGCCGGAGCGUUUCCUUGUGGGGAGCCGGAGGGGCAGCAGCCGCUCCCCCGCCCGCCUGCCUGCCUGCCUUUGACAGCCAGAGCCAGGGUAGCGCCGACCGCAGACGCCAGAUCUCUUACCGCUUUAUUAAUCGUUUGGGGAACUUAAGAAACGGUGGGGGAAGGAUAGUUUGAGCUGUAACGAAGAAGGGGAGUCUGUUCUGAUCGCAUUUAAUUUCGCCGUCCGUGGUUCAAACCCGACGUCCUUUUGCCUUCUAGGGUUUUAUUAAAAUGAAAAUUUCCAUUCGGGAUUUCUGUUAUCAUUGUUGUGGAUGAUUGCGUUUUGAAGUGGAGGGAUCAAUCGUCAGAAGUGAUGCGCUGAAGAAAAGCCUUUUCAGAUGAAGUAACACGAAAAUGGUAUUAUUACUAGUUCAAUACAUUUGCCAAUAUACUGCUUCGGUUGAGUAAUUUGGACGGAAAACCCCGUUUCAGUGAAUAAGUCCGGGCUGCAGGCUUACGUUCUAGCGAGAGGACCGUGAAGAAGGGCACAAGAAAAUGUCGUUUUUUAACUUUCGUAAGAUUUUUAAACUUGGGACGGAUAAGAAGAAGAAACAGUACGAGCACGUCCACAGGGAUGUGAAUCCGGAGGAAGUGUGGGAGAUCGUGGGAGAGCUGGGAGACGGAGCCUUCGGGAAAGUGUACAAGGCUCAGAAUAAACAGACAGGGAUCCUGGCAGCCGCAAAGGUGAUCGACACGAAAUCAGAGGAAGAGCUUGAAGACUACAUGGUAGAGAUUGAUAUUCUGGCAUCAUGCGACCACGCUUACAUAGUCAAACUGCUGGAUGCCUUCUAUUAUGAAAACAAAUUGUGGAUUUUGAUCGAGUUUUGUGCUGGGGGAGCCGUAGAUGCAGUUAUGUUGGAGCUAGAGAGGCCUCUGACAGAGCCCCAGAUCCGGGUCGUGUGUAAACAGACUCUGGAUGCCUUGAGUUACCUUCAUGAAAACAAGGUUAUUCACAGAGAUCUGAAAGCAGGGAAUAUCCUCCUGACUUUAGAUGGAGAUAUUAAACUGGCUGACUUUGGCGUGUCUGCUAAGAACACAAAAACACUACAGAGAAGAGAUUCUUUUAUUGGGACACCGUACUGGAUGGCUCCAGAAGUGGUAAUGUGUGAGACUUCCAAAGACAGGCCCUAUGAUUACAAAGCUGACAUCUGGUCUCUGGGAGUCACUUUAAUUGAAAUGGCACAGAUAGAGCCUCCUAACCACGAGUUGAAUCCAAUGAGAGUUUUGCUGAAAAUAGCCAAAGCAGACCCUCCCACAUUGAUGCAGCCAUCACGAUGGUCUCCAGAGUUUAGCGAUUUUCUUAGGAAAGCGCUGGAUAAGAAUGUGGAUAACAGAUGGAGUACCUCCCAGCUCUUGCAGCAUCCAUUUGUGGUGAAUGUGGCUGAUAACCGGCCUCUUCGAGAGUUGAUUGCAGAGGCCAAGGCAGAGGUCACUGAGGAGAUAGAGGAGGGUAAAGAGGAGGAGGAAGAGGAAGAAACGGAGCCAGCGCAGCACGUGUCUGGCCACAAGAGAGCCCCUUCAGACGCCAGCAUUGCAAGUUCUGAAGAUGAGAAGCUCUCGCAGUCUGCUUCCAUUCUGGAGUCCGUUUCUGAGAAGACUGAGAACAUAGAAGACCGGGCCAGUGACAAGCUCUCGGAUGAGGGCAUAGGCACUAGCGAAGCCGACAAAACGGAGAAUGAGAAACUUAACGAGAACAAUAUUUCUGACACCAGCAAUGAGGACAUAGGCAGUGGGGAGGAGCUUCUCGUGGACCAAGAGGAAGCACCAACAGAAAGGAAGGAGGAAGAUCUUGCGGAGACACCAAGCGCAUCGAAGGAAGAUGACACUAAGAUCGAGGAGACCAAAGAAUUGCAAGAUGAAAAAGAAAAGGAAUCUGAUAUGGACGAAUCAGCACUAGAGAUCAGCACAAAGGAGGAAGGAGAGCCUGCAGAAAGCACAGGUGAAGAUGUUCCAAAGGAGCCUGCAGUUAAAGAACUCCCCUCACCAGGGCCAGAUAAGGAGGCGGCUGUUUUGGUGGAAGAUGGUGAAAAGGAGGAGCAGAGUAAAGCCUUGGAGGCAAAGACAGGAGAACAGGGUGAGCCAGAAAAGGUAUUGCAGGAGGAGGCAGCUGAAAGGGGACCAGAUCCAGUGGAGAGCUCCACUGAAACUGUCCCGGAAGAGCACGGGUCCAUAGAGGAGGCUUCUCAAGAGGCUUCUCAAGAUAAAGCACAAGCUGCAGAUGGGGAUAUCAAGCCAGCUGCUGUAGAAGACCAAACCAUCAUUGUUACAGUGACUGAAGCUGAGAAAUCCAUGGAGGAAACAAAGCCUCCUGUACCUCAUGCUGUCAGAAGUGAUGAUGAAAAGGAAGAGGAGGCAGGGAGGAAACCAGAGGAUUCAAUCCCUCUCAGUGCUUCUGAAAAAGGAGAGAAGGACAAAGAUGUACCAGUGCGGCCUGACAUUGAGAAGAUUAAAGAAAAGGAUUCCGAUUCUGGCAGCAGUUCUGCGGCUGAAAACAACAGCAUUGACCUGAAUUUGUCCAUAUCCAGCUUCCUUACCAAAAACAAGGAUUCUGGAUCGGUCUCCAUCCAGGAAACAAGGCGACAGAAGAAAACCUUGAAGAAAACCCGAAAAUUCAUGGUUGAUGGCGUGGAAGUCAGUGUCACCACCUCAAAGAUAGUCACUGACAAUGACACAAAGAAUGAAGAAAUGAGAUUUUUAAGACGCCAGGAACUGCGUGAGCUGAGAUUAUUGCAGAAGGAGGAACAAAGGGCCCAGCAGCAGCUGAGCAACAAACUACAGCAGCAGAGAGAGCAGAUAUUCUGCCGGUUUGAAAAGGAGAUGACGGGUAAAAAACGUCAGUAUGACCAGGAGAUUGAAAACCUGGAGAAGCAGCAGAAACAGACGAUCGAGCGCCUGGAACAAGAUCAUACCAACCGCCUCUAUCCAAAGGUGAAAUACGAAGUGGAAAAUUCUCCCAAACACAUGAGAAAAGAGCUCAUGAAACGCUUGAAAGAAGACCUAGCACAAAUCCAGCAGGAACAGGAGCAGGAGUUCCUGCAGAAGCAGCAGCAGGACCUUGACAGUGCCCUGAAGAAAAUUAUUCAGCAGCACAAGCAUGAGAUUGCUACUAUUGAGCGGGACUGUUUGAACAGCAAGCAGCAGCUUAUGAGAGCUCGGGAAGCUGCUAUCUGGGAGCUGGAGGAACGACACCUGCAAGAGAAACACCAGCUUCUGAAGCAACAGCUAAAAGACCAGUAUUUCAUGCAGAGACACCAACUCCUGAAGAGACACGAGAAAGAAAUGGAGCAGAUGCAGAGAUAUAAUCAGAGACUGAUUGAAGAUCUGAAGACAAGACAGGCACAGGAAAGAGGCAGGCUCCCCAAAAUUCAGCGUAGUGAAGCCAAGACCCGGAUGGCCAUGUUCAAAAAAAGCCUUAGGAUCACGUCAUCUGGGACUCCAGAGCAAGACAGGGAGAAGGUCAAGCAGUUCGCUGUUCAAGAGGAGAAAAGGCAGAAAAACGAGAGACUUCAUCAGCACCAGAAGCAUGAGAACCAAAUGAGGGAUCUCCAGCUGCAGUGUGAUGCCAACAUUCGGGAACUGCAACAGCUUCAGAAUGAGAAGUGCCACCUCCUGAUUGAGCACGAAACCCAAAAGCUGAAGGAGCUCGAUGAGGAGCACAGUCAAGAGCUGAAGGACUGGAGAGAGAAACUGCGUCCCAGGAAGAAGGCCCUAGAAGAAGAGUUUUCUAGAAAGCUGCAGGAACAAGAGGUGUUUUUCAAAAUGAGUGGUGAGUCAGAAUGCCUUAACCCUUCGGCACAGAGUCGAAUUUCCAAGUUCUACCCUAUACCAAGCGUCCAUUCCACAGGAUUCUAAUCCACGUCAUGUUCUGAACCACACACAGACUCCUGAACACAAACUGGAAGGUGCUGGUUGCAUCAUGGAAACUUUUCUGCCUUUCAUCUUCUCCAGUGAUGACAAUCAGCAUAAAUAUCUGAAGUGCAGUCUGAAGACACUUGAAGUCACUAUCUUGUCCUCUUUUUUGCUGGAAUAAGAAAAGGCUACAAACUGCGGUCUGUUUUCCACAACAUGUCGACAGUGAAGUAUAAAAUGGCUGCAGUUUGGUUUUAAAAUGGUCUUUUACCAUGUGGAAUAUAUUUAAAAUAAAUCCAAGUGAAAUGGGUUAUGAAGGGUUUUUUUUCUAUGGGUUUUGAGGCAGCAAUUGAAAAAAGUUUGAAAUGCAGCAGCGUAUUGGCACUAUUUGAACUUUAAGUAUUUAACUUAAUCCUUCCAAAACAGCUCAGGCAGUUUACUGUUUUGAUCAUUGUGAUUAACAACAAAUUAGAUUUUUUUGGUUCCUCAUAAAAAAUCAGUGCCUAAAAUAAUUUGUUCCCUUGAGCUGGCUUUUUAUACAAGAUUAUUUAAAAAAUAUAUAUUUGCUGCUUAUAUUUCCCUGAUGUUAUUUGCACUAAAAGUAGCUGGGAAAUUGUAUAAACGGUUAUAUACAGCCUAAAAAUACAUAUAUAAUAGAUCAGGUGGUGCUUGAAUUAGUUCUGUACUGUCGCAGGCCUAAUACUUGUAAUUACAUUUAAGAAAGAAUGUACUUUUGGUAAGGUAUAAAGUGCACAUUUCUAAGACGAAUCUUGAAAUUUAUUUUAUAUACUUUGUUUCUCAUGUGUUCAUUUGGUAAUGAUACAUUAAAUUCUAUCAAAAGAUAUUGAAUGAGAAACAAAGCAGUACUGGUUUAUACUGUUUGCCUGUUUGAAUAUUAUUCAAAAUGACUGUUCUGUUUCACCGUAUAGAUGCAUGUCUUUGCUUAAUUUUUAAAACACUUGUUUCUUUGUAUAUACUACUGUGGCAGUUUUCUUUCACACUGGUGAAGGUGAACCCUUUUUUUUUUCCCAUGGACGUGUAGAAAACAAAAAGCCUUUUACUUAUAAUUUAAAACAAAAUAACUGUUUGAAUUAGAAGUUAGUUACUUUGCUGUAAUGCACAAGAUGAGAAUCUUUUAUUUAUGGCACAAAUUAAGGUGAGGAGACAAACUAGUUUAUUUUAGAGAUAUGGCACACAACCCAAGGGGAAUUUCUUUCUAAUGUAAAGAAUGUAAUCUUUUAGUCAUAUCAUGCUAGUGUUCAGUGUCUGCUAUGAAUAUGCAGUAUGAAACAGUUUUGUACAAGAAAGUCAAGCUUGUGGCCUGCUCUAAUAAGGACUUGCUUCCCCAGAGUUCAUUGGUACCUUUUCUGAAAUUUUGCUUCUCAAUUCAAUUUUUUAAAAAAGAAAUACUUAAGGAAACCUUUUGCAGGAAAAUAAAAUACCAAAUGUGAUUAAACUUUGGAGGGGCACUGCAUGUUUUAUUUUGUAUCUAUUUAAAUAUAAAUGACUUUACAAUUUUGCAGUUAAGAUGUUACUAGCUUUUAGCCUUAACUUUACAAGACUGAACAUAUAUAGACAACACUGUAUCAAGUGUAAAGUGAUAUGCUAUCAUUUAUGCUUCUGUCCUUCCACAUUUGUUAUUUUGGUCUUUAUUUUGACAAUUUUGAUUUUGUAAACAUUUGUGGAGACUAUCUUCCCUUUAUCACUUGAUAACUCAUCAUCAUUGAAAACCAUGUGAUCUGAUCUUAAAUCUGAAGUUAAAUUGUUUCUUGAUGAUUAUGUUACUAGAUUUUUAAAAUGGCGGUGUUCAACUGCCUUUAGUUGCUUGUGCUGUUUGUCCCUCUCAAUACGGUGAUAGCACAAGAUGUAUCUUGUUCAAUGAAUAGAUAAAACAUUUUACUAGUUCUUUUCAUGAAGCUUUAUUGGAUGGGCUAUGGUUAUUUCAUUUUGCAGAUUAAGAAAUGCAUUCUUCAUGCCCUAAUAGUCCUUUAAAAUAAUUACUGGACUCAGGCAAGACACAAAAGAGGUUUGCAUGGCUUUGUCAAUUUGAUCCAUAGGAUCGGUGUACUUAAAAUGUCCUAAUAAUCUGUUCCAUUUAAAAUGUUUUUUCCCCCCGUAUUUAGGGUAAACCUUUAAUAACUUUUUCGCACCUCGAAAAGAAAGGCAAUGAAUUUAAAUUUGACACAUUAUUCCUUAAAUCUAAAAUCCUUGCUGCUGGAUUUUCCCGUGAAUUGUGGGUAAUAUAUUAAUAGUGCAUGUAAAGCAUUUAAAAUGUAGCUUGAAACACCUUGUUAAAUUACUUGAAUUUAACAUGUAAUACUAAACGUCCCGUUUGAGUCUGGUUUGUGAACGCAGCCACCUACAAACAGCUAGAUGGACCAUCUAAAUCUGCUUGCCCUGAGCUAUGAUGGUGUCUGCUGUUACUAGAUCAUGGUGAUGAGCUUAUGGGUGUUGUGCCUCCAAGCUGUCAAAUGUUCUGUUGAAAAGUGAUUUUCUUAUGUUCCAGUCUGUAAACAUUACAAUGAUGUAUAAUCUGAAUGUCUCAAAUUCAAUGAUUUUACUAUGUAGAUCUUUUGCAUUUUAAAGGUCAGGUGAUUUAUAGAAGAAAUAUGCUUCUGUAGAUUGACAUUUUGUUGUAAAUAAAAUGUUUACUGUA